Messenger RNA from Anisakis simplex (herring worm), 228 nucleotides. NCBI's taxonomy places the organism in Eukaryota, Metazoa, Nematoda, Chromadorea, Rhabditida, Anisakidae. The record is from the annotation of a GenBank genome assembly.
AUGAUUCUUCCGGAAUGCGAUGACGAUGACGUGGGCGGUAGUGCGGGUGCCGAGAACGAUGCGGCGGACAACGAGCAACGGAAACGAAACGGCACGAAACCAGCAAAACUCUAUUCGGGUUAUUGUCUUAGGCCAUACCCUCCGGCAAGAGGAGGAGGCAAUUACGCAGUGGACUAUACGAAAAAAGCGAACGUUAAAUUACGAAAAGGAGGUUCGUUCGUUCGUUGA